Molecule: messenger RNA, 5329 nt
Organism: Pantherophis guttatus
Lineage: Eukaryota; Metazoa; Chordata; Lepidosauria; Squamata; Colubridae
Gene: NELFA
Product: negative elongation factor complex member A
Biological process (GO): negative regulation of transcription elongation by RNA polymerase II
Cellular component (GO): NELF complex
Source: RefSeq, a predicted model, not a curated record
GCGUUACGGACGGCGUCCUCCCCUGGAGGGCCGGGGCCUCGCUCGCCGUCCCCCUCCCCCCUCCCUCUUUUAGGUGUCCUCAUAAAAUGCCCGCCGCGCGCCUCGGCUGGGCCCCAAGAUGGCGUCGAUGCGGGAGAGCGACACCGGCCUGUGGCUGCACAACAAGCUGGGCUCGGCCGACGAGCUGUGGGCGCCUCCGAGCAUCGCCUCGCUGCUCACCGCCUCGGUCAUCGACAACAUCCGCCUCUGCUUCCACGGCCUCUCCUCGCCCGUCAAGCUCAAGCUGCUCCUGGGCGUCCUCCACCUGCCCCGCAGAGCCGUCGACGAGAUGAAAGGUGCCCUGACUGAAAUUAUCCAGCUGGCUACUUUGGAUCCAGAUCCCUGGGUCUUAAUGGUGGCUGAUAUUUUAAAAUCCUUUCCGGAUAUUGGCUCCCUUAACCUUGAUCUGGAAGAGCAGAACCCCAAUGUUCAGGAUAUCUUAGGAGAACUGCGAGAAAAAGUGAGCGAUUGUGAAUCCUCAGCCAUGUUGCCUUUGGAAUGCCAGUACUUAAAUAAAAACGCCUUGACCACCUUGGCCGGACCCUUCACGCCUCCCAUCAAGCACUUCCAGUUGAAGAGGAAGCCCAAAAGCGCCACUCUGCGAGCGGAGCUCCUGCAGAAGUCUGCUGAAACUGCACAACAGCUCAAGAAGACGGCUGGAGUAGCUUUCCAUGCCAAAGGAAGAGGAUUGGUUAAGAAGAUUGACACAACAACUCCGCUCAAAGGAAUACCAAAGCAAGCUCCCUUCAGGAACCCCACCGCGCCCAUCGUCUUCAGCCCCACAGGGAACCGGACCCCCAUCCUGUCCUCCAAAGUGCCUCUGUGCAAGGAGAGAGGCGUCAAGUACCUAGACAUCAAAGAGCUGAAGGCCGUGGAUUCUGGGCGGGAGGCGAAAAGAAGAAGGAAGACUUUAGAUACAGACGUGGUGGCCAAGCAAGCCAAGGAGGAGACAGUCGUAGAAAAUGCUACUCCAGAUUAUGCUGCUGGGCUUGUGUCAACCCAGAAACUUGCUUCCCUGAACAACGACCCGGCACUCGCUUCGACCAGUUACCUGCCUGCAGCGCCCAGUGCGGUGCCGUCCUCCUCUUAUGUCCCAGGCUCUGACCCCCAGCCAGCUGGCUCCAUCUGGGACCCCCUGCAAGCUAAGGAAGAAGCUGCUUCGGCCGCCGCCACCCCCCCUGCUCUCCCGGUGGCUCAGUUUAAGCAACGGACGCCCAUGUACAAUAGUCACUUGAAUCUGACUGCUACCACCGCGGCAGCAGCGGCAGCAACGGCAGCAGCGGCAGCCCCAACCGCUGAGUCCCCGUUGUCUCCUCCGGUGACCUCUCCGGCAAUGCAGGGACCACCAGCCGCUCCUCAGGAUGCCUCUGCCAAGAAGGCGCUCUCUCUCACAAAGGAGCAACUGUUUGCAGCCCAUGAAAUAUUCCAGAUGGCAAACAAAGUUACAAGGCCUGAGAAGGCUCUCAUCCUUGGAUUCAUGGCGGGAUCCAGAGAAAACCCAUGUCAAGAGCACGGCGACGUCAUCCAGAUCAAACUAAGUGAGCACACGGAGGUCUUGCCGAAUGACGACGGGACCGGAAGCACCACCGUGCUGGUGGACACCAUCUUUGAGAUGAACUAUGCCACCGGCGAGUGGAGCCGUCUGACGAAGUACAAGCCCAUGACAAAUGUUUCUUAAAGAAUUCCGUGGCGGGGAGAUGUAGACCAAAUAGAUCCUAGAAUAAAGCCAGCUUGUACGUUGUGUGUCAGCUAAAGCAGAACGACAUUCCCGCGUAGGACUUCUUGUAAGCAGCCCGUGUCCCAGCUGCGCUUGGCCAAAGUAGGAAGGCGAGAGGCCAUGGCCACGCAGCUCUCCUGAUCGUAGGCUUGUGGAAGGAUGCGGUGACUCAUGGCCUCCAGCCGUUUGGCAGAAAAGGGGCUUCUGACUUGCCUGCCUUGAGAAAGGACAGAAAGGGAGGAGCCGUUUCUCAGCAGGGGCCUCGGUUGACUUUCUCAGUUCUCUUGUUAAAAAUAGGCUCUGCGAUUUGGGCCGUUUCUUUUCUUUUUUUCCCUGCAAGUAGCGUUUGUCAUUUGGGGCGGCCCUCCUUGGGGGGCCUUUUCUGAGGCACCGUGAAAGGCCCGUAGGAUGUUCCCUCUUUCUUCUGCUUCUCAAGAUUGCACAAAUAGUAAACCUUCCUUUCCUUGAGAACAGCCAGCCCCCCCUUCCCCCCCCGAGUGUAUGUACAUGCAUUAGUCACAUAAAGGGGUUACCUUUUAACACGGACACACAAAAAAGGGUGACCCCCAAAGCUUACAAUCUUAGUGGCACCAAAGCUUCCCUCGUGUUGAAGUUGAAUGAGCAACAUCAACUUCUGAGUACUCUUAAAAUGGUUAAAUUCCAAGCAUUUGAAAUUGGGUGCUUCAGGCUAACGUAGCUACCGUGUUUCUCCAAAAACACGACCCGCCCCAAUAAUAAGCCCAACCCUAAUUUUCAGGGGGAGGGCCUAAUAUUACCCCUACCCUGAAAAUAAGCCCGGGGGGGGAUGGGCAUGGCCAGCACGAGGGGAGGCAUGCGGGGUGAGUGUGUGCGCAAUUGUCCAGCUGCAGCCCACUGGCCCCUUGGGGCAGCACAAAUACCGCUUUUGCCGUUCUCUUUCUGGGCGUGGCACUUCUGCUUUUUGGGCCACUUCCCUGAAGCUGGCAGCUCCACGGCCAGCUGCUUUGCUUUUUCCUUCUCUUUGGGAGGCUCGCGGGAGGCUUUUUUGGCGAACAGGAGGAAAAUGGGGAGGGGAAUAUUGCUGCCUGUCAUCCGUUCCUCAAGCUCAGCACAGACUGAGGGAAGGAAGGCAGGCUGGAAAAUCCCCCUCCCCAUUUUCCUCCCCUUCACGAAAAAGCCUCCAUUCCGAACGCUGAAGGUUCGGAAUGGAGGCGACGGCACGUCAGACUCACUGAGUCUGGCCUGCUGCACCUCAAAAAAAAGUAAGACCGCCUCGAAAAUAAGCCCAAAUGCUUCUUUUGAAGUCUAAAAGAAAAUAAGACUCGGUCUUAUUUCCUGAGAAACACGGUAAUUCCAAGACCUCAAAGGAUUCCCUUGCAUGAUGGAUGACCAGACUGCAUUUGCUAAAGAUUGAUAUGGUGGAUGUCAUAAGACGGUGAAGCUUUUGGGGAAUCUCAUUCCCACUGAAGCAAGUCAAAACCAUAAUGAGGCCUCCUUCCCUGCUUUGAAGGAUGAUCUGAGAUGGGUGAUCAGGCAGGGCUGCAGGGACAUCCUUACUGCAAAGGUCUCUCUGAGGGCCACUUAGAGCAGUUUUCUUUGUUUCUGGGCUCCUUAGUUUACUUGUCAGCCUUUGAAGUCUAAGAAUUGGCAGCUCCAUAGUUUAGUCAUUUAUGCAGAGGAAGAGUUUUAAGAAUAAAGAAUUCCUUUCUGUCCAUUGGAAUUGUUAGGCAGAGGGUAGGAGAUUUCCUUUUCAGUUGAAGGCCAAGGGAAGCUCUUUGGGCUGGGAGAGGAAGAACGAAGGCUUGGCCAAACUGCAGCUGGAAACGAAAUCCUGAGCCCCUCUGGAGAAUCCUAAACUGGAAAGGGGGAGGGGGGGAUGGGCUGCCUUUGAGGUUUUCUUGUAAUGUACCUGAAUUGAGUUUGUUUCUAAAUUCUACUCAGUGGGCCAACCGGAACCAGAAAAGCCCCCCAAAGGUUUCAGAAGAGAUUCUUGUGCAGCUUCAUUUGAUUUAACAUUUCAGCCAGACCUGAACCUAGAAGCAGGAUUUUAAACCACAGGACUAGUUUUUCCAAAUUCUGUCAGUUUUAUGCAGUAUCAACAUGGCUUCUUCAGAUUAGUUUAAGAGGCCGCGUUCUUUUAACGUUGGAAGCCUCUCCCCCCUUCUGCUGGCAUGUAGCGUGACGUGUCCUAGCGUGUUCAAAGGCAAAGGCAAUAUUAACUGUUUGCUGGCCAUCUCUGGAGUACCUUACAGUUCCUCUUUUACCUGAUUUGGAAACCUGAUUUGGAGUUAAGACUGCAGUUUCCUGCAGAAGCCUUGGGAAGACCUGGAGCAAUACCAACCAGCAGGUGUUUGUGGUUCUGCUCUUAAAUAAGGGAGGUGUCACCCCCUCCCCUCCCUCCUAGAGUAUUUAGCCAGGGGGUGGGGGGUGGGUGCCAAAGAAAGUCCAGCCGGUGUCACAGUUGUGUGAUCUGAACGGGUCACACAGGGCUUGUGUGGGGGCAGGGCUUUGACUCCAGAGUGGCGGCCACCCUCCCUCCCUCCCUCCCUCCCGUUAGUAGCAGUGGCAGCCAUGUGGUCCUUCUGUGGUGGAAUUCGCUCAGAUGACUUCAAAAUAAUAAGAUGGCUUGUGUGAAGCUGGCAUAUCUGAGAGCGGUUUUGCCUUGUUGUGAGGUGUGGGGGAGGCUUGCCCUGCCCUGCCUGCCCAGCCAGAGCUCUUCCUUGACGUAGAAGUCUUCUUCGUUCAGAGUCCGUGCAAGGAAGGGCGUGAAACUCCUGAUGGAGCAACCCAGAAAUAAUCUCAUGGGUCCUCAAAGACAACAUUCUUAUGGAUCCUUGUCUUUGCUGAGCUCUUGGGAAGCUCUUCCUCCUCUGGUUUUUUAACAUCUGAUUUGGGCUGGCAGGUGCCGAUGCUGUAUGUGGAAGUGAAGGGCUGCAUCUGUCCAGGAAGAACUUCAGCGGUGCAUCCCUGGUCCUGUGCCUGGCGCUUGUAGGUUAGAGGGCUAGAAAGCAGCCCUGGCAAGGCAGGCCGGAAAGGGACACAGCAGGCGCCCAGGCUCCUCAGGGCAACGAGGCCCUUCAGUUGUCAUGCAUGGCUUAGAAGGAACUCAGAAAAAGACAAAUGGCCAGUCCUAUCCGCGGUUCUGAUCUUUUCCCCCAGGGAGGGGGAAAAAAGAUGUUUUAGAGUCUCAAUUCUAGCUGUUAAGAUUAUUUCUAGUAUCCAACAGCCACGAGCAUCAGGCAAGCUGAAGAGUUACUGUUGAAACAAACCCGCAGCUUCCCUCCCACCCUUCCAGCUAGCAAAGGGGGCCCCAGAAGUCCUUGGCAGCCUUGGGGUUUUCCUCGCUGUGCCCCCCCCCCCCGCCACCAACAGAAGAGAAAAGGCAAGGCUAGGAAUUGAGCCCCAAGACCUUGGGAUUCUGGUACCUUUUUAACAAGCAAUGUUGUUUUGUAAAAUGUUGCCUAUCUAGUAGAGCAGGCCAGAUGUUUUCUAUCUAUUUUGUUUUUUGUACAGAUGUAAAUGCAAAACCUCAUGUCCUUGAGUACGUAUUUUCGGCAUAAUAUCUGUAAUAAAGUUCAGAUUUUUCUAAGUACA